This is a messenger RNA of Clunio marinus, 210 nucleotides long. Lineage: Eukaryota; Metazoa; Arthropoda; Insecta; Diptera; Chironomidae. The record is from the annotation of a GenBank genome assembly.
AUGCUUGAUGUCGCAGUAAAAUUUGUGAUUUGCAUUCGUAGAUUUUUGAACGAAACGUGGGCGAGAAUAGGAGACAACGGUGGUAUCCCAAUCAAAGGAAAUCCAUACCGCAUUCUACCUUGGACCUUUUCCAAAUUCAUCGAGAAGAAAAGAGAACAAAAAAGAAAUAUUUUACUUGAGCUUUUGGCAAUGAGCUUUCCAGAGCUUUGA